Salpingoeca rosetta is the source of this 441-nucleotide messenger RNA. RefSeq lists its product as uncharacterized. Gene Ontology annotation, molecular function: carbonyl reductase (NADPH) activity. The coding region runs from base 1 to 441 and encodes 146 amino acids. Lineage: Eukaryota; Choanoflagellata; Craspedida; Salpingoecidae. The record is from RefSeq and is a predicted model, not a curated record. The transcript is spliced from 4 exons.
AUGCUGCGGUGUGACCUGGAGGAUGUCGAAGCUGUGGGACUUGGAGACCUCGCCAAGCAACAACCGUGCAAGGAACACAUCUCAGACAUGCUUCCGUUGUUCAUUGCUGUUCGCUGGCACUUGCGCAUUGGCUUGGCCAUUGCCCGGCGCUUGGGACAGGAAGGCGCAAACUUGGUGGUGAGCAGCAGGCGGGAGAAGAAUGUGGAAGACGCCGUCACACAACUGCAGAACGAGGGCAUGAAUGUCACCGGCACGGUGUGCAACGUGUCACGGGAGAACGAUCGCAAGUCCCUCAUCGAGCACGCACAAAGUGCAUACGGUGGCAUCGACGUGCUUGUCAGCAACGCUGCCAUUAGCCUCCACUACGGCAACUUCCUUGAUGUAAGGAUGUGCAGAGUGUCUGGUGUUGUGUGCAUCGCUUGUUGUUGGGCUUGUUGCUGA